Molecule: messenger RNA, 4175 nt
Organism: Poeciliopsis prolifica (blackstripe livebearer)
Lineage: Eukaryota; Metazoa; Chordata; Actinopteri; Cyprinodontiformes; Poeciliidae
Gene: mid1
Product: midline 1
Exons: 10
Coding region: 219-2228 (669 amino acids)
Molecular function (GO): protein binding; zinc ion binding
Source: RefSeq, a predicted model, not a curated record
AAUGACAACUCUGCAGCAGGAUUACUUGUGCCAUCUGGAUGCGUGCUGCACGCCGGAGUCCAUGUUUAUUGCAUUUGUUAGAAACAGAUUUUCAUGAUUCAGGUCAGAGGUUUCCCUGAAGCAAAAAUGUCUCGGCAGUGCAAAGUGGGGCGAAAUCCAUCGAUAGCUGAUCGGCUUCCCUGGAUUUCGCUGACAAUCCCUCUUUGUUGUGCCUGAAAAUGGAAACACUAGAGUCUGAGCUGACCUGCCCAAUCUGUCUGGAGCUUUUUGAGGACCCACUGCUGCUGCCCUGUGCUCACAGUCUUUGUUUCAACUGUGCCCAUCGUAUUUUGGUCUCCCAUUGCACCCCCAGCGAGCCUAUCCAGUCUAUCAGCGCCUUCCAGUGUCCAACUUGUCGCUAUGUCAUUACUCUCAACCAGAGAGGCCUAGAGGGACUCAAACGCAACGUGACCCUACAGAACAUCAUCGACCGCUACCAGAAAGCCUCUCUAAGUGGACCCAACUCCCCUAGCGAGACUCGUCGUGAGCGAGUAAUCCCACAAGGCAAAGCCAUGACAUCUCCUACGGACCGAGUGCAGUGUCAGUUCUGCGAGCAGGACCCCCCUCAAGAUGCAGUGAAGACCUGCGUUACCUGUGAGGUAUCAUACUGCGAGGAAUGCCUGAAGGCCACCCACCCAAACAAGAAACCCUUCACGGGCCACCGGCUGAUUGAACCCUUGCAGGACUCCCAUCUUCGGGGGCUGAUGUGUCUGGAGCAUGAAGACGAGAAAGUCAACAUGUACUGUGUAACAGACGAACAGUUGAUCUGUGCCUUGUGCAAGCUUGUCGGUCGACAUCGUGACCACCAAGUGGCGGCCCUCAGCGACCGAUAUGACAAACUAAAGCAAGCAUUGGACUCCAACCUCAGCAGCUUAAUCAAAAGGACCAGUGAAUUAGAAAGUUUGAUGGGGAAACUUAUCCAAACCUGUCAGAAUGUGGAGGUAAAUGCCUCGCGGCAAGAAAACAAGCUACAGGAGGAGUGUGACCUGCUGAUUAAUAUCAUACAGCAUCGAAGACAAAUAAUAGCAACAAAGAUAAAAGAGGGAAAGGCCAUGAGGCUGAGGAAGCUUGCUCAACAGAUAGCGGGCUGUAAGCAGUGCGUCGAGAGAUCGUCCUCCCUCAUCACUCAGGCUGAUCAAACCCUGAAGGAGAGUGACCACACCCGCUUCCUUCAGACAGCUAAAAGUAUCUGUGAGAGAGUCUCUAUGGCAACAGCAUCCUCUCAGAUACUGUUACCAGAAAUUAACCUGAAUGAUGCGUUUGAUACUUUUGCUUUGGACUUUACGAGGGAAAAGAAAAUGCUAGAAAGUUUGGAUUACCUCACAGCACCAAAUCCACCAUCAAUUCGUGAGGAACUGUGUACAGCUUCGUACGACACCAUCACUGUUCACUGGACGUCAGACGAUGAGUUUUCUGUUAUUUCAUAUGAGCUCCAAUAUGCCAUCUUCACCAGCCAGUCUAAUGUUGUCAGUCUGUGCAACUCUGUUGAUAGUUGGAUGAUUGUCCCAAACAUCAAGCAAAAUCAAUACACCGUGCAUGGACUCCAAUGUGGCACCAACUACAUUUUCAUAGUGAAGGCCAUAAACCAGGCUGGAAGCCGCAGUAGCGCCCCAGGGAAACUCAAAACCAACAGUCAGCCAUUCAAAUUGGACCCAAAGUCUGCUCAUCGGAAGCUAAGGGUAUCCCACGAUAACCUUACGGUGGAGAGAGAUGAGACAUCAUCUAAAAAGAGCCACAGUCAGGAGCGCUUCUCCAGUCACAGCAGCUACGGGGUCACUGGGAAUGUCUACAUAGACAGCGGCCGCCAUUACUGGGAAGCUUUGAUUGGAGGAAGCACAUGGUUUGCUGUGGGGAUUGCUUACAAGUCUGCACCAAGACACGAGUGGGUUGGCAAGAACUCAGCCUCCUGGGUACUGUCCCGCUGCAACAACUCGUGGGUGGUGCGCCACAACAGCAAGGAAGUCCCCAUCGAGCCUUCGCCCCACCUGCGGCGCCUUGGGAUAUUGCUGGAUUAUGAUUCGGGGUCGCUCUCCUUCUACGAUGCUGUGGCCUCGCAGCACUUGUACACAUUUGACAUUGAUUUUGUUCAUCCAGUCUGCCCCGUGUUCAAUGUUUGGAAUAGAUGUUUGACAGUCCUUAGUGGUCUGCCCAUACCUGAUCAUUUAGAGAGUACAGACUUUAACCACUGAUGAUGUUGAUACAUUGCCAUGCAAAAGUAUUCAUACCCUUUGAACAUCCACGUUUGUCUUAGUAUGACCACAAAUUUCAAUAUAUUUUAUUGGGAUUUAAUCUGACAGACACAAAGAAAUGCAUAAUUGUGAACAGAAAGAAAAGAAGACAUGGUAUCCUAAUGUUUUUUUAGAUUAUAAUCUUACAACUAUGGGAUGCAUUUGUAGAAAAAAUGCUUUAUGGCUGCAACUCUUGCUAUGUCUAUGUUUCUACCAACUUUGACCAUCAGAGGUGCCCCCAGUCGGUCCUUGAGGGCCAGCAUCCUGCAUGUUUCAGGUUUCUCCCUGGUUUAAUGCACCUGGAUCAAAUGAUGCCUCGUUAGCAGGCCUAAGAAGAACAUCGACAUGGUGAAAAGGUUGUUGGUACUAACAGGGGGAGAACUAAAACAUGCAGGAUGCCGGCCCCUGAGGACCGACUGGGCACCCCUGAUCUAGAAAGUCUAAUCUUUGUCAAUUCUUUUUUUGCAAAAGAGAAGAAUUGAUGAGCUCAGUCACAUGAAUUGGAGAGAACUUUGUGAACAUUUAUUUUUUAUUCUUUCCAUUAGAUAUCAAUUAGAUUUAGGACUGGACUUCAACUAAGCCUUGUUUGCAUUCUAUGCUUUUGUGCUCAUUGUAGCUCUGGCUGAAUGGUUAGUUCUGCAGAAACUAGACUUGAAAGCCUCUCAUAGAUCUGACAGGAUUGCCUUGUGUUUAUUUCUAUUCAUCUUCCCAAUCAGUUCUGAUCAGCUUCUCUGUCCCUGCUUUAGAAAACGUCCCCACAGCAUGAGUCUAUCAAAACCAUCAUUUCAUUGUGGGGAUAAUGAAAUGUGUACACAUUCUGCAUGUGAGAAAAAAAGAUCAAUUUUGGCCUUAUAUGACCUGCACACCCUUUUCCAUUUGUCUACUGUGUUAUUUUGAUACACUGUGCACAUUCUAUUUUUUUUCCACAAUGGCUGAAUGAAGACGUAGAUUAAAUCUCAGUCAAAGGGACUUUAUUUAGGAAUUAGUUGACUUCUGAAGGAAAUUAGUUACACUUGAUUUUGUUAACAGUUAUGGGAAAAAAGGAGCUAAAAAAAAAAGAAUGUCAAAAUAUCCAGGUAUUUACUGGGAAGAAAAUUUGAAAACUUUGUGUCAUUUCCUUCACAUUUGCGCAUGUUUUUGUUUUGGUCUGUCGCAUAGAACUUAUGUUGAAGUUCAUGGUUGCAAUAUUAAUUAAAUGUGGGAUCGUUUAAGGGGAGUGAAUUUUGCAAACUACUGUAAAUAAGUGCAUACAUGUGGGAUGAACUGAUCAAAAAAGCAAAAAGGACUGAAUUCCGUUUUUGUUACAAUUUAUUGGAAUUAUUUAAGUACAUUUCAGGCCCUGGUGAAUACUUUAUCUUUGCUUUGCACAAUUAUGUACAAUAUUUUGUGGGGUCAGAUUAGGAAUUAGGAAUCUAAAGUUCAAGGCAAUUUUUUCAAAGGGCUCAGGAGAUUUUUUUUUCUUUUUUAUUGUUUUGUUUAUGUUUCAUUCAUGAUGUUGAUGGAUGUAAAAGCACAAACUGCAACAACAACAACAAAAACAUUUUAUUCACAAGCUUUUUUAAAAGUGAGACGAUUUUAUUGCAGUGUAACUGAUUUGUAUUAAAUGCCAGCACUUCGAUAAGGAAGCUGUCACUAUUGAAAUGCAUUAUUAAGCCAAGUUCUGUCAAAAUACUUGUUUUUUGCUUGUCCUUCCAUUCUAAGGAGAAGAAGGGUUUAAUCAGAAUACAACGGUUUCACUGAGAAAAGCUGAUUCUUGAUGGAUUUAUUUCAACAUUUUUACGUAUUUACUAUCUGUAAUUGCUUGAUCACGGUUUAAAACUUCCUCACUCCAGCAGCUUUAAUGCUUCAUCGCAGUUUUCACAUUUACAUAUCCUCAAAAAGGCAAAUUAAAAACCUACUCAAAGUGAU